AUGACAAAGAAUAGUUAUCGUUACUAUUUACCGAUCUUUAGAGAUAUUAUUUGUAAGGAAAAUCAUAAACAUGAUUCAGUAGUUUGUCGGUACAAUGACUUCACAAUUCUAACGACAGUUCUUAAUAUGUUAUUUAAAUAUGAUAAUGGUGAUUUAAAAAACCGAAAUGAGAUACAACCAAGUGACGAACAACUACGACAAUUGAAAUCAACGUUUAUCGAUUUCAUCACUAACUUGGAACCGGAAUCAGAAAAAUAUGAAACUAUUAUCCCGUAUAACGAUAGUAUAUAUCAAUCAAAUAUUAUGAAUUAUUUGAAAUCAUUUUGUAAUCACAAUGAUCUCUAUCGACUUUUCUGGCUCACUUGGAAACAUUGCAGAACCGAGUCUGCAAGAUAUUUCUUCCCUGUAUAUUCUAAAUUGAAUGAUUGCUUCAAUAUCGAACAAGAGGUUGUUGAUUUGAUCAAUAGUGGUUGUACCGAACUUGCAACUCAUACAAUACCAAUCCCUCAACUUGUAGCAGCAGUGGUCAAUUCAAAUCCUGCUAGAAUAUCAGAGUUGUCACACCAUCAUAUUGAUGUCUUCAAUUAUUUAAACGGUGAUUGGAAAUUUGGAUUUGGAUUUGGUUCCCAUAUGAAAAUCUUUAAUUUAUUCAAAGAGUAUUUCGAAAGAGAUAAAGAUAAAUUCGAUUGUCAAAGGCUAAAGUCAAAACUAAAACAAAUGAAUUCACCUUCCUCCAUUGGUUUUAAAGCAGAUUUCGAAUAUUUGUAUUCAAGUUUCAGCAGCUUCAUUCCUUCAAAGAUAGAGCUAUUCUUAUUGAUAAGUUCGACUAUUGAGAUCGAUUCUGCAGUCAAAGUAGCAUCUAUAUUUGAAGAUAGCGAUUUACUAUCGGAUGAUUUUGUUUUGGCAUUUGAUCAAGUAACUGACAAACCAAGAACUAUCAAGAUGCUCUAUUUUAUAGAGAUCUACAAGUCAAGAUCAUUGGCAUUACCAAAGAAUAUAUAUUCAAUUAUGUAUUCAUUUUGCACCACACUUCAAUUGUAUGGAGAAUCAUUAGAACCAACUCAUCAACUAUUAGCAUUGGAAUCAUUUUUAUAUCUCUAUGGCAUCAACCAUGACAAUAUACUUUUAUCAAAAUUAUUCAAAAUGCUCAUGGCAUUUAAUUCAUUACCAAAAGAAACAGUCAUUUCAGUUUUUAAAUCAUUCCAACUACUCUUUGCAAGGAUCUUCUUAAGUCUAUUUAGUGGAGAUAAGGUAGCUGACAACUUUUCAUUCUUGAAAACACUUGCUCCACACAUUUCACUUGAUAUCUUUGUAAAAGAGCACUCGUUGCUAUAUCUCAAUUCAUAUUGGAUAGAGUUUAUAAUGUUGACAGAAUCACCGAGAGCAAUAAUAAACAAGAUUAUGAAGAAUGCAGGAUUCUAUCAAUCGUACACUCUCAAUGAUACAAACAUCAAAUUGUUAUUGGAAACCGAUAAUAUUGAAUUCCUUUCAUUAUAUAUCGAAGUUUACUUUGAGCAUUUGUUUUCUGGACCAUGGAAUAUCUAUAGUUUUGAAAACAUUGUUGAAAAAGGACUCGAUAAACUUUUGGAAAGAGUUCAAAAUAUCAAACCAGAACUUCUCAGAGAAAUGUUCUACAAGAUACAACCGCUACCAUUCACCAAUAUCAUCGUUGCAUUAAAGGGUUUCGAUUGUUUACACAAAUACUUUCCUUCACAAUCGAUCGAGAAUAACACCAGCAAUGACAAUGUAUCACUUCCAAAACUUAAUACUCUGAUAUUGAAAGAAAUAUUUAGAUAUUUAAUUUUAGAUAAGAAUACAAACUCUCAAUCGAUUUUAUCCAAUCAAAUCGAUUACCAUUUCCCAAAGAAAAUCAACAUUGGCACCAAGUAUUGUUUGUUCAGAAAUCCACCCUUACAUUUGACUGCACUCGAAUUUAAAUGCGUACCUGAUGGUUUCAAACAAACAUGUCUUGACAAUCUUGUUUCAUAUUCUCUGAAGUUUGCAACUACGAAUUCUUUCAACAUGCGACUAAUCAAUGCAAAGAAUCUCAAACACAUAUCAUUCAUUGAAGUUGAAGACUACAACAUGAAUGGUUAUGGUAAGUUCCCCCAGUUCUCUAAUAAGAUAUUUUGUCAUAAUUAUUUUAUGGAGGAUUCUUGUGGAAAUACAAGAGACAAACCAUUCUCCUCCGAAGAAAUGGAGAAUCAUUUUAUGUCAAUAUUCCUCAAACACUUUGACAAUGAUCAGUUGGAAUCAAUACGUUUUGUAACUAGAAAAGAAUAUGAAGAUGAUGAAACACCUAAUACUCAAUCAAUGGUUCAUCUAUCACUCUUGAUAUUAUCGAAAUUCAAACAAAUGAAACCAAAUGUUCAAAUCAAAUGUAAUCUUUCAACUUGUGCUGCAAAUAGACUGAAUCUCGAUGGCCACGAUAUGAUAGAUGAAUUCGAAGACGUCUACCGACCAAUCGUAACUAAACUCAAACACCAUUACGAAUAUGAUGAUUUUAUAGUUCCAUAUAAAAAAUGGAGUAAUCUAACAAAGUUGGUGGUCAUUGAAGGAAAAGAUUUCUCAGAAUUGCUCGCAAAUUCACCUAAACUCUAUUAUAUCAAACUUCUCUAUAAAUAA
Molecule: messenger RNA, 2625 nt
Organism: Heterostelium album PN500
Lineage: Eukaryota; Evosea; Eumycetozoa; Acytosteliales; Acytosteliaceae
Exons: 5
Coding region: 1-2625 (874 amino acids)
Source: RefSeq, a predicted model, not a curated record